This is a messenger RNA of Linum trigynum, 1932 nucleotides long. The record is from the annotation of a GenBank genome assembly. NCBI's taxonomy places the organism in Eukaryota, Viridiplantae, Streptophyta, Magnoliopsida, Malpighiales, Linaceae.
AUGCAGCAAGACCACCCCAAGAAGGAUUUGAAAGAGAUGGAGUUUUUCACAGAGUAUGGUGAUGCCAAUAGGUAUAAAAUUUUGGAGGUCAUUGGCAAAGGAAGCUAUGGUGUUGUUUGUGCAGCAAUAGAUACUCAUACCGGGGAAAAAGUGGCAAUAAAGAAGAUACAUGAUGUUUUCGAACACAUCUCCGAUGCUAUCCGAAUAUUGAGAGAAGUCAAGUUGCUUAGGCUGUUAAGGCACCCUGACAUUGUUGAGAUUAAGCGGAUUAUGCUACCACCUUCCAAGCGGGAAUUCAGAGACAUUUUUGUUGUUUUUGAGCUCAUGGAGUCUGAUCUUCAUCAAGUCAUCAAAGCUAAUGAUGACUUGACGCGUGAACAUCACCAGUUUUUCCUUUAUCAAAUGCUUCGUGCAUUGAAGUAUAUGCAUACAGCGAAUGUGUACCAUAGAGAUCUCAAACCCAAGAAUAUACUGGCAAAUGCAAAUUGCAAACUCAAAAUCUGCGACUUUGGGUUAGCACGAGUUGCAUUUAGUGAUACGCCAACGACAGUUUUUUGGACGGACUAUGUGGCCACCAGAUGGUAUAGAGCUCCUGAGCUGUGUGGGUCUUUCUUUUCUAAGUAUACCCCCGCUAUUGAUAUUUGGGGCAUUGGUUGCAUCUUUGCCGAGGUGUUGACAGGGAAGCCAUUGUUCCCUGGUAAAAGUGUAGUCCACCAAUUGGACAUAAUCACUGAUCUUCUUGGGACUCCGGCACAAGAUACCAUUUCCGGGGUGAGAAACGAUAAAGCUCGGAAGUAUUUAACUGAGAUGAGGAAGAAACAGCCUGUCCCGUUUGCACAAAAGUUCCCCACUGCAGAUCCCUUAGCACUAAGACUUCUCCAAAGGCUCCUAGCUUUCGAUCCAAAGGAUCGACCAACUGCGGAGGAGGCACUUGCGGAUCCUUACUUUAGGGGCCUAUCGAAAAUCGAGAGAGAGCCUUCUUGUCAGCCGAUAUCUAAGUUGGAGUUCGAGUUUGAAAGGAGAAGGAUAACGAAGGAUGACAUCAGGGAGCUACUUUACCGGGAGAUACUUGAGUAUCAUCCGCAGUUGUUGAAAGACUACAUGAGUGGGAAUGAAGGCACAAACUUCCUCUAUCCUAGUGCGAUAGGUCACUUCAGAAAGCAGUUUGCAUAUCUUGAAGAAAAUAGUGGUCGUAGUGCACCAGUUAUUCCUCUAGAGAGGAAGCACGUUUCUCUCCCUCGGCCCACAAUUCAUUCUACGUCGUCAAUGUCUCAUAACAUCCCGACUUCAACUUCAGUUGACAACCAUCAAGUAACAGAUGAAGUUUCCAAAAACUUCAGGGGGGCUGACGGUGUGGCUGGGAAUGCUUCUAGGACUUCGCGGCCUCCACCUAGAGUGCCAACAGUGAGCGCAGCAAAGCCCGGUAGAGUCAUAGGAUCAGUUGUACCAUGUGACAGUACUAGAAACCUCGUCACAGACGUCUACGACGCGAGGAGUCUGUACAGAAACAGCACCACAGUGUCGCCACCAUGCUUCUUCAGGACCACCAUGAACUCCACCACAACGACGAAAGACAAACCCUCCUUGAUGGACGCCGACCACCACCACACAACGUCACAAGCCAGGCCGCAGCAACCUCUUCAUCAGCCGCACAACAUGAUGAUGUCAGCUUCCACGAUGGGGAAGCCGAUGGUUCCUGCAGGAACAAUGGCAACGGAUAUGAACAACACGAACCCGUACUACCACCACCACCACCAGCAGCAGCAACAAGCCAGGGUGUCCGUGGAGCAUCAGCAGCAGCAGAUGAACGAGCGUAUGGCCAUCGACGCUAAACUGAUCCAGGCCCAGUCUCAUUACGGCCCUGCUGGUGCGGCAGCUAUUGCUGUGGCGGCUCAUCGGAACGUGGGGACGGUGCAUUAUGGGAUGUCUUAG